This is a messenger RNA of Dunckerocampus dactyliophorus (ringed pipefish), 4596 nucleotides long. RefSeq names its product coagulation factor XIII, A1 polypeptide b (gene f13a1b). The record is from RefSeq and is a predicted model, not a curated record. The transcript is spliced from 15 exons. Bases 1550 to 3766 code for a protein of 738 amino acids. Gene Ontology annotation, biological process: peptide cross-linking; blood coagulation, fibrin clot formation. Gene Ontology annotation, molecular function: protein-glutamine gamma-glutamyltransferase activity. Lineage: Eukaryota; Metazoa; Chordata; Actinopteri; Syngnathiformes; Syngnathidae.
CUUCAACUUUGAACUUCCUCUCCAGAUGGCCAUUUUCAAGCAUCAGGGAUUCAUUUGGAUGUGUGAAAUGUUUGAACGAGUUGUGUUUGAUCUUCACUGCUUUUUAAGGGCGCUACAUGUCUUCAUAAACCUUCUUUCAGUUGUGUGGCAACUCUGGGUGUGUCGGUGAGGACUUGUCACAGCAAUCUUUGCAAAGAACUCUCACUUGAACUUGAUUCAGUUGGCCAUUGUUUCAUCAUCUCCAUCUCUGACUCCAGCCAGGAGGACCAUAUUAAUCAGAAAGCAGUCCCGCAGCUCUGAGCUUUAAUCACCUUCACACCACAUCGUUUUUUAUUUUGAGGGGGUUCUGAUGUGGUUUGUUUCUGUUUUUUGUGGUCCGUUCAGCAUUUCUUCACAUCUGGAUCAUCAGUUAACGUCUGACUUGUUGGAUAUUAAAUUGUACUCACAGCUGCCAGGAGGAUAAUGGCGACCAUGUGCGUCCCUAAAGUGUAGAACAAUGGGGUCCAUAGUGCGGUCCACAGCUUGUCAUUAAUUGGAAUAUUGUAAAAAAUGAAAUGAAUUGAUAAUUAAUGAUAUACAGUGUAUUAUUAGAUAUGACACUCAUUUGCUUUGUCACCUAUAACACCAAGCUAAAGCCUGGUUUGUACUCCUGCGUCGAGGUGCCAGUGCCCUCGUCUCGCUUGCACCUCCAAAAAAAAAAAUCGAACCUCGUCAUAAAGGCUGUGAUUAGCUGGCUUUUAGUACGUCGUUUCUUUUAUGCUACUUUUUCAAAGUACCUUUCAAAAACCCCAAGGACACUGUACAGAGGGGGGGAAUACGCAGCACACAACAGAAGAUUACAUUUAAAUUCAAUUAAAAUAAUGGCACAGUAAAAUCACAGUAUAAAGUCCUGAAGAGGUGGCAUAGGCGAUUGAUGUUGUCUAGAUGGAAAUAUGGAGACCGGGUUAUGUUACUGAUGUGACUAAUUGGCGAUGACACUUAAAUCUGAGGGCACGGGAAAACUAAGGAGUUGUGGAUACUGAUGGAGAAACGAUCAACUUUGGAUAGUGUGGAUUUGGAACCAACAAGAAGGAUUUUUGUUUUUUCACUGUUCAGUUUGAGACAAUGUGAGGCUAGCCUGGGUUUGAUUUCAGAUAAGCAGGUGGUGAGAGAGGAGGGUAGGAGGAUGGAAUUAGGUUUGUGCGAGAGGUAGUUAGGCUCGAGAGCUGGGCAUCAUGCAUGAAUAAUGGAAGUAGACAUUGGCAUUUUGGUGGAGAAUUGCAUAACCGUGACGCAGGACUUCGAAAGGUUCACAACAUCACGGCGCUGUGACUACACAGAAGGACGAGGCUGAAGAUAUGGAUGUUGUGUCAGACAGUUUAGCAUAUAUUGACCUACACUGGACUGGUUUUAUCAAAGUGGUUGUGUCAAGGUGGCGAGGGCCGCAUACUUUUCUGUAUGCGGGUAUGCGGCCCUCGCAGACAAAGGUUUGGAGACCCCUGUUGUAGAGCAAUGAUGAGCAGACAGCAGGUCCGUCUCACUUGCUAGUGCAGGAUGAACUGUCACCAACAUGUCCAAUCCAUCCGCUGCUGCUGUUCCUCCUGCUCCCACCGGAACCCGUGCCAAGGUGAGCAGCCGGGGCCGCACCGCUAAUCCCGUCGCCAACGCCAAUUCUGAUGAAUCUGACAUCCCUGAGUUUGAGCUCUUUGGCGCAGUCGGACCAAGAGGACUUCCACCUUUGACUGAGUUCCUGGACAUCUGGGAUGUGGACAUGAUGAAGAAACAAGACGAGACCAACAAGGUUCUCCACCACACGGCCUCGUACCACUCUGACUAUCUCAUUGUGCGCAGAGGACAAGAGUUCCAGGUCAAGAUCACCUUUAACCGCCCCUAUGAAGCAGACAAGGACAAGUUUGCCGUGGAGUUUGUCAUCGGCUCCAGUCCUCAGUACAGCAAGAACACCUACAUUCCCGUCUUCCCCACUGAUGAGCGCCAGAGUUCCUGGCAGGGCCGCAUCAUUCAGACCUCUGACAACAUGCUCACCAUGGGCAUUAUGCCCGCUGCCACCUGCAUCGUGGGCAAGUACCACAUGUAUGUGGGCGUGAUUACCCCCUACGGUGUCCGCAGGACCAAGCGGGAUAAAAGCCGCGACAUCUAUGUCCUCUUCAACCCCUGGGCGGCAGCUGAUGCCGUGUUUCUGGACGACGACGCCGAGAGGGAGGAGUGCGUGAUGACCGAGACAGGAAUCAUCUACCAUGGCGCCCAUGAUGACAUCGCUGAGAAACACUGGAACUAUGGACAGUUUAACUACGGCAUCCUUGAUGCGUGCCUGUACAUAAUGGACAGGUCUGAGAUGCCCAUUAGCAACCGAGGAGAUGCCAUUAAGGUGGUCAGAAAGGCGUCCGCCAUGCUGAACUCUCGUGAUGACGACGGCGUGAUGGUCGGGAACUGGAGUGGCGACUACACAUACGGUGUGGCGCCCACUGCGUGGACGGGUAGCACAGAGAUCCUCCUCAGCUAUGCCAGCAGCAAGAUGCCCAUCUGCUACGCUCAAUGCUGGGUCUUUGCCGCCGUCUUCAACAGCUUCUUGCGCUGCCUGGGAAUUCCAUCCCGAGUCGUCACCAACUACGUCUCCGCCCAUGACAACGACGGAAACCUGAAGAUGGACAUCAUCCUGGAUGAGAACGGUCGCAUUGAUCGCAGCCGCACGCGGGACUCCAUCUGGAACUAUCACUGCUGGAACGAGUGCUACAUGUCCAGACCGGACCUCCCGGCCGGCUUCGGAGGCUGGCAGGUUGUGGAUGCAACACCGCAGGAGACCAGUGAUGGCUUUUAUAGAUGCGGCCCAGCAUCAGUCCAUGCCAUUAAACACGGUUACAUCUGCUACCCCUUUGACGCGCCCUUCAUAUUUGCUGAGGUGAACAGUGACAUGGUGUUUUAUUCCCGGAGAAGAGACGGAAGCCUGGAAACAGCGAAGGUGAACCGCACCCAUAUCGGCCGCAUGGUUUUGACAAAAGCUGCCGGCACGCUGAGCCGCCGAGACAUCACUGAGCUGUACAAAUUCCCUGAAGGCAGUGCUGAGGAGCGCACAGUCCUGGAGAAAGCUGAUUUGUACAGCUGCAUAAGAGAGACAUCCAACCCCCCUCUGGCUGACGUUGACCUGCUUCUGUCAAACAUGGAGGUCAGCCUAGGUGACGACUUCCAGUUGAUUCUGACGUUUGUCAAUCGCAGCAACAAUCGGCGCACCGUGGAGGCGUACGUCAGUGGCACCGUGGUCUACUACACGGGUGUCACCAGCUCAGAGUUCUUGUUCACCACCCCCACUAUCAAGAUUGGGCCGGGCAAGAGUGUGAAGGAGUCGGUGAGCGUGGAGGCCAAGAAGUACAUGAAGCUGCUGGUGGAGCAGUCCAACUUGCACUUCAUUGUCACAGGAAAGGUCACUGAGACGGGCCACAUUGUUACCGCCAUGAAAGUCGUCCGCUUGCAUAAUCCCAAACUCAGCGUCAAGGUGUCAGGCCCCUUUAAGGUGAACGAGGAGAUGAUGGCGAUGGUGGAGUUUACCAACCCCUUCACCACCAACCUGGAGGAUGUCAACAUCCGCAUGGAAGGAUCUGGAAUCAUGCUGCCCAAGUCAAAAUACUACAGUCUCAUCACAGGAGGCUCCUCCCUCACUUGGAGCGAGUUCUUCACCCCGCAGAGGGCAGGCACCAGUCGGCUGAUUGCCACUCUUGACUGUCCCGCUCUCAGGCAGGUGUACGGCGAGGCCGCUCUCACUGUGGACGCCUGAGGAUGGACGUCCAUGCUCGGAGGCAGAUUGCUUUAACCGCAUUUUUCCAUUAAGUCACAUUAAAAUGAAUUAGAAAUACAGCCUUAAUACUUUAACAUCAUAGUGAUAAUCAUCUACAUCAGGGGUGUUUCCAGUGCAUACAUAAAAAUGAAAGGAUACAUUUUCAUAUUAAAGAUGCUAAAACCAAUCCAGCGUAGGAAAUUAUAUGUUAUUUGAACAAAACAUCCACAUCUUAGCUUUGUGUGUGACAAAGCAAAUUUGGCAAAUUUGUCCAUCCAUCUUCUAUGCCGCUUAUCCUCACUGGGGUCGCUUGUAUGUUGGAGCCUAUCCCAGCUGACUUUGGGGGAGAGGCGGGGUACACCAUGGACUGGUCGCCAGCCAAUCGCAGGGCACAUAUAGACAAACAACCAUUCACACUCACAUUCAUACCUUUGGACAAUUUAGAGUCUCCAAUUAAGCUAACAUGCAUGUUUUUGGAAUGUGGGAGGAAACCGGAGUACCCGGAGAAAACCCACACACGGGGAGAACAUGCAAACUCCAAACUCCCAAUGAGGACUCGAACAUGCUAACCACUAGGCCACCGUGCGGCCUGCAACUUAGUGUAAUAUGUAAUAAUCUAUUUCGUAAAUAAUUAAUUCAUGAUAUCUUAACAAUGUGACGAUGGCCAAUAAAAAACAAGCUACGGUAAGAAAAUGACCCCCAGGCCGCAAUUUUGGCACCCCUAAUUUAUUCUGUAAAUCCUGCUUCCUUUUUCUCAUCUGUGCACACGCAGCUUUGCCAAAUAAAUGAUUGAAAGCCCCACACAUGCAUGCAUCCUUUAUUAUCCCCCA